CGUCGCUUGCUUCACACACACUUUCGUUUCUGCCAGAAGGCGCUGAUGAGUGUGGGAACUUAAACAUUCACUUCUCCUUUACAAGAAGAUCAUUUUAUCGUCGAAAAUAUGUAAUCGAAUUAAUGCCAUACUGGUUUGACAGUAAAUACAGUUAGCUCGCAACUUAAGACGGUUCUUUGAACAUCCUAAUGAGAUGUUUACGAUGUAGCGUCAGAUAGUUUUGGUGGAAGGGGGGGGCGAGGUUUGUGUAAACAUCUGAAAAUGUUGACAAGACUCCAAACCAGCUGCUGAGGAAACACGGCCACAUAUCGUUUACUGGGCUCCGGGAAUGAAAUAUUCUGUGAUUGACAAGUCUACUGAGAUGACCUGACUUCAUGUAUUUUAAAAAAUGGCAGGAAUAACAUGGUAUCAGAAAAAGAUCGGAGCCUAUGAUCAGCAGAUCUGGGAAAAGUCACUGGAACAGACUGAGCUCAAGGGCUUCGGAAGCAAACCUAAGAAGACUGGCCAUAUCAAGCAAGGCCUCAUUGAUGUUGACCUAGUGCGAGGUUCUACAUUUAGCAAGACCAAACCAGAGAGCCCUUGGACCGCUCUGACUCGUAAAGGCUUAGUCAGGGUCCUCUUCUUUCCUUUCUUCUUUCAGUGGUGGAUCCAAGUUACAUCUAAAAGCAUAUCCGCCCUCAUCCUAGUUCUGUACUUCCUUCAAGUGGCAGGAGCUGUGUUGUAUUUUGAGGUUCCUGCAGCCUGUGCCAGUGAGGUUGUGGGUCCAUUGUGUCUCAUGCUGUUGCUGGGUACAGUACACUGCCAAAUAGUAUCCACAGAAUCCUCCAGAAGCCCAGACAACAGCCCUGUCCUCAGCCGGACGGCCAGCCCUGUUCGCAGGAAAAGACAGAGGAAGAGUAGAAAAUCAAAGAGGUCUGAGGAUGAGAGCAGCAGAGGGGGAGGGAUAGUAGAACUCAAACUUGAAGACAGCCACCGGCUCUACAGAUCAGAGAAGAGACUGAAUUCCCCAAGGAGGCCUCCGUAUGGGGCUUCUGACGAUCUCUCUAGUGAGGAAGAAGAAGAGGAAGCAGAGCUGCAAAGAGAGAGACUCUUCUCAUCAGCACCUUCCAAAUACGCUCGAGAACUCCGGAAUAGACUUCACAACCUCCCCAAGAACAAUCCACCACCCCAGACUCAGGCAGAGAAUAACGGCAGGCCGACAGAUGGCCCGGUGCUGGCACGUGAAGUCGAGCUUCUGCGGCGGCCCUCCGAGGGCUCACGUCCAGCCUCUGACACAGAUGAUAUGUUAUGGGAGGAGCUUUUACACGAUCCUGACUCCGCCUCCACAGGAAGCAGCAAAAGUGGGGAGGAGGAGCCUCACAGUCAAAGCCACUCCCUCCCUUUUCCCAACAUCACUCUGACGAGUGAUGAGGAUGAAGCCUUACCGCAGCACCAGUUUUCGUGGCUGCAGGCUUGUCACCCCUCCAAAGAUCGUGUCAGUGCCAUUAUCUGGGAGCAAGGAGAGUGUAAGAAAGCUGACAUGUCCGUGCUGGAGAUCAGUGGUAUCAUUCUCACAAGAGUGAAGUUGGUCGAACAAGGGAUGGGUUAUCUGAUAUUCGGCAGUCUGGUCACCGCCUCACUGGCUCUGCUGCCCUACUGCUUCAAACUGGCACAGAAACUGGAUGUUGCCAAUCUCAGUUCUGUGUCUUUAGAGGAACUGUCCACAGUGGCCAUUGGGCCACCUUGUGCCUUGUCCUAUGCAUUCUUCAUCAUCACCACAAUAGAAAGAGUUUUCCUCUCUGGGCUCUUCUUCUUCAUGAUGUGUGUGGCUGAGAGGACAUAUAAACAGCGCCUUUUGUUUGCAAAAUUAUUCAGCCAUCUCACAUCUGCACGCAAAGCCAAAAAAUCAGAGAUUCCUCACUUUCGACUGAAGAAAGUGCAAAAUAUCAAGAUGUGGCUUUCCCUUCGAUCAUUCCUAAAGAGACGAGGCCCUCAGAGGUCUGUCGAUGUCAUUGUAUCAUCGAUUUUCCUCCUGGCUUUGUCUAUUUCCUUCAUCAUCUGUGCCCAGCUUUUGCACAGUCAUCACACAUUUCUGGAUUCAGAGACCAACUGGGAGCUGAUGGUCUGGUGUGCUGCUCUAAUGGUUUUCCUCCUACGCCUCGCUACCCUCGGAGCUGAGACCAACCGAAAGUAUAGCAAUGCUUCUGUGCUUCUGACUGAACAGAUAAACUUAUAUCUUAAGAUGGAGAAGAAACCCAACAAAAAGGAUCAGCUGAACAUUGUGAACAACGUGCUGAGGCUGGCCACAAAAUUACUAAAAGAACUGGACACUCCAUUUCGUCUGCUAGGUCUGACAGUGAACCCGCUCAUCUGCAAUAUCACGAGGGUGGUCAUCCUGUCAGCCAUCUCAGCUGCUGUCAGUGAUUUACUAGGGUUCAACAUCCGGCUCUGGAAGAUCAAACCUUGAUGUGAUGCCUUUACACUUACAACGUCUUAACACUUGGUCCAGAGAGACUCUUAAGUGCACUUGUGCACAACCUACCAGAUGACCAAGUUAUAUUUUAAAAACUGUGCAAAUCUACUGACCAAACUUAUUCAUGACUUUUCCUCCCUACCCCGUGCCUUCGGCCAGUCCGAGCAAACCUGUGUUCAGCUCAAAUUUGUCAUUGAGAUACUCAUUGAUAUUUGAACUGUAAAGAACACCCAUGCUGCAGUAGGUUUUAUUGAUGCACUUGCUUACUGUAACUACUUAACAGCUUGAUGUUAUAAUCCAACCAAUGACCACUAUUUUUUAUAAAUCUAUUCUCUGCACAUUAACUAUCUGGUCUGGAAGCAACCACUUAAAACAAAACCACUAUGUGCCUUGUGAAUAAUUGCAUAUAACAGUACAUCUAGGUAAGCUAUGUAAGAGACAUGGAUAUGUCAACUGCUGAAUGGGUGAUGAAAUUAAAGUUUUGAGUUUUUAGAAAAGGGUACUGAAAAACUUGCACACUGAAGCUCUUGGAAAGAGCACUCUUUACUGGCAAAAUAAACAAAGCUUUCUCUAA
Molecule: messenger RNA, 3026 nt
Organism: Carassius auratus (goldfish)
Lineage: Eukaryota; Metazoa; Chordata; Actinopteri; Cypriniformes; Cyprinidae
Product: putative homeodomain transcription factor 1
Exons: 17
Coding region: 389-2446 (685 amino acids)
Cellular component (GO): endoplasmic reticulum
Source: RefSeq, a predicted model, not a curated record